This is a messenger RNA of Megalobrama amblycephala (Wuchang bream), 762 nucleotides long. Its product is annotated as sialoadhesin. The transcript is spliced from 4 exons. The record is from RefSeq and is a predicted model, not a curated record. NCBI's taxonomy places the organism in Eukaryota, Metazoa, Chordata, Actinopteri, Cypriniformes, Xenocyprididae. Bases 73 to 645 code for a protein of 190 amino acids.
GGAGGAUCUAAAACCAGACAAGGGUGAUGUCUUCACAUUAUUAUUGCACAGUAAGUACUUGAGGCAGCAAAAAUGAUUGUGAAUCUCCUUGCAGGCAUAUGGACCCUGAUGUCUUUAAUUCUGUCAGGUGUUCUUGCUGUUGAUUGGAUUGUGCAUGUUCCUGAUGACCCAGUCUAUGCUCCUCUGGGGUCUUCUGUAGUUCUGCAGUGCACCUAUGACUUCCCUGAGGAGUCAGACCAGGGAAUGCGGCACAAAGUGCUGUCAGAGAUGUGGUGUCUGAAUCAAAGCCACUGCAUCACUCCGAGAUACGUGUACCACAGUGCAGGGAUAUUCCCUGAGCCCUCAUACCAGGGCCGCAUCAGAUACUUUGGGCAGACAGGGAGCAAAAACUGCUCUCUGAUGAUAUCUGAUUUGAGGUCAGCAGACAGCGGCGUGUACGUGUUCCGGUUCAUCACCGACCACCUGAAGGCCAAGCUACCAGGACAGAGAGGGGUGAAUCUACAGGUUACACAUCAGAUACAAACAAGAAGUGCAUAUUCAUCCACUGUUGGCAUUGUGUUUGGAGUUAUUGUCAUCAUUGUCGCAACAGGCAUUGUGAUGUUCAUCAGACACAAGUCCCGGAGAGAGAGGUCAACACCACUUUAAACAAGAAAUCGACGUCUUAUUACCACACAGGAUGAGCAAAACAACUAGUGACUGUAGUCAAAACAGAGAUGGAAACCGAUGGUUCUGCUUUUUUCUGUUUCUAUGCUACUUUUACAU